Aspergillus wentii DTO 134E9 is the source of this 1007-nucleotide messenger RNA. RefSeq lists its product as uncharacterized. Gene Ontology annotation, biological process: phosphatidic acid biosynthetic process; triglyceride catabolic process. The transcript has a single exon. Bases 343 to 702 code for a protein of 119 amino acids. Lineage: Eukaryota; Fungi; Ascomycota; Eurotiomycetes; Eurotiales; Aspergillaceae. Gene Ontology annotation, molecular function: acylglycerone-phosphate reductase (NADP+) activity; triacylglycerol lipase activity. The record is from RefSeq and is a predicted model, not a curated record. Gene Ontology annotation, cellular component: lipid droplet; endoplasmic reticulum.
AUGAUGUCUGAAAAAACAGUUCUUAUUACUGGCUGUUCAGACAGCGCACUGGGCUCUGCCCAGGCUGUUGCAUUCCAUCAGUGCGGUUAUCGCGUGUUUCCGACUGCACGAAACCCUGCAAAAUUAUCCAAUGCUAAGGGCGCUGGGAUUGAGACACUAUCGUUGGAUGUUCUCUGCGAUACCUCGAUCAAGGAAUGCGUUGAACAAGUCCACAAGCUGACAGGAGGAAGCCCUCAUAUACUGGUCAACAAUGCCGGUGCGACCUACUUCUCUGCAUUAACAGAUGCAUCGAUCCCAGAUGCAAAGAAGCUAUUCGAUCUCAACGUCUGAGCCAAUAUUUCCAUGAUACAGGCAUUCCUGCCGCUACUGCUCAAGUCCACGCGUGGUAUCAUCGUCAAUCAUACCCCGAUUGCACCUGUCGUCGCUCCACCAUUUACAGGCCUCUAUGCAACAUCCAAAUCAUCUCUCACCAUAUUGACUGUCUCUCUCCAUGCUGAACUAUCGCCAUUUGGCCUCAAGAUCGUCGCUAUUAAAUCCGGAACCACACAAUCAUAUAUAAGCAGCAACCAGCUCAACAUAUCGCCUACUGCCUCGAAGAGCCCACUCUACUACCUAGCCCGGGACAGGCUGAAUGUUAUAUACAGCGGGAAGCCCUUCGACGACGGCGCCACUCCGACUAUGAAUGGGCGAAAAAGAUUGUAGCUGGUCUAUCGCGACCGAAUCCACCGGAUACCAUCCGGGCUGGUGCUUUGUCGUAAAUAUUCUGGUUGGGGUCGUGGUUGCCGAACAGUAUUUCUCGAUCGCCGAGAAAUGCAUCUCGUGUUGAUCUGGUGACGAGAAGUAUAGAGCAGUAUGAGAGGGAAAGGGUGAUUGCAGAUGUUGAUGGCAGUGCAUGAGUAGAUCUAGGGGAUAGGAAGUAGAGAUCUCCGGUUCUUAUAUUAUGUCAGAGAUUGAUGUACUUUGCGUAAAAAAACACUAAUAUCACCGAUACAUAAUAGUAAACAAUA